Molecule: messenger RNA, 3385 nt
Organism: Closterium sp. NIES-67
Lineage: Eukaryota; Viridiplantae; Streptophyta; Zygnematophyceae; Desmidiales; Closteriaceae
Source: the annotation of a GenBank genome assembly
GCGACCGACAACCGUUCCUCAAGACGGAAGAUACUGCAGCAUGGCUCGCGCAAAGCACGCGCAGAGCGCGUACGAUGGAUUGGAAUCGUAUUUCGAUACAGACGAGAGAUGAUCACUGAAUGGCUUCCAUUACUUCCCACGAUCUGAUUCAGUUUUAAUCUGUGCCCUCCCUUGUAAUAUAUUUUUACAAUUUCGCAGAACUCCCUGUCAUCAUAACCAAGCUGCUGCUGUCCCCUAAACGAUCCUCAUGGAUAAUUACCGUUGCAUACGGUUCCCGCCGCUGAUACUUUUCCUACUACUAACAGCGAAUGUCACGGUCUCGUCAAGAGUGGCCAAUACUGAGGAAUCGCAAACGCGCCAAGCUCUAGUCAAACCUUCCACUUCUCCGCCAGGCGGCCUGGCGGAUCCGCGCAGAAGCGGAGGCGAAUGCGCCAAUAGCAGUCUCGGGGACGUGCUAUCGAUGCAUGGCUGCUCGGGGUUCAAAAGCAUGUUGGCGCAUGCCGGAAUGCUCGAAACCGUUGUUAAGACCCUCACAGCGAAAUCUAGUGAAGGGGCUACAGUGUUCGCGCCAACCGACCUCUCCCUUCUGCUCCUCUCCCCGGUCCUCCUCGCGAGCCUCCAGGCCCCGGGAAACGCGCGAAAGCUUCGCGAAAUACUGCGUUACCACUUCGUUCCCGAGGAGAUCAGUGUGUUUCGCUGGUCGGGCUCUAGACGGUCUCUCCAGGGCUCCCGCGUCGUCUUGAGCAGCGACAAUCACCCGCAGUUGACAGUAGACGGCGUGACUGUGAAGAAGGUCAUUAUAACUGAAUGCGGAUUCACCGUAUACUCCCUCCGCGGGCUGCUCGUACCGCCGGACAUGCAGAUACCGGAAAUCGGAGAAGCUAGUAGCGGGUUGCAAGUGCAGCUGGGCGAGGGGAGCGAGUUGCGGCGACUCGACCUUGAGACCCCGAAGCAGUCUUACGGUUUCGCCGCCGCCCCUGCCAGUGGCUCUCAACCGUCGCCAGUGCAGCCUCCCCCUGUCGCUCUGCCAUCCUUCCCCCCGCCAUCUUUCCCCCCCACAUCUUCCGCUCCGCCAUCUUCCCCCCCGCCACCCUCCCCGCCACCGUCACCCCAGCCACAGUCUCCCCUUCCCCCUCAGUCCUCCUCCCUCUCCACAGGAGCCAUCAUUGGCAUAGCAGUGGGGGGAGUGGCAGCACUGGGCAGUGCGAUCGCCCUCGUCGUGCUCCUCUUUUUCACACGCAGACGGGGCCCACAAGGGGACGAACCCCCCACAGACCCUACUGCAGCAGCAGCAGCAGCGGCAGCAGCAGCGGCAGCAGCAGCAGGCUCUGGUUGCGGGUCAGGAGCAGGCGGUGGCAUUCCCAUCGCACCUGGCGGCGGCUCACACGGCAACCCGCUGCUGUGCCAGCAGUACCCCAUUGCUGUGAUCAAGCAAGCCACGGAUGAUUUCUCGGAAGCGAGGAAGAUUGGGAGCGGCGGGUACGCUGACGUGUACCGAGCCGUGGACCCCAGGGACCCGUCGGUGGUAUGGGCGGUGAAACGAUCGAAAGUGCUGACCAAUGACUUCAAGCGAGAGAUCCACGAGAUGGCGUCGAAGCACCACCCGAACCUGGUGCGGCUGCUGGGGUUCUGUCUGGACAUGGAUGUGGUGAACGAGCGCACGGAGCAGAUCCUUAUCUACGAGUACAUGGUCAACGGGGACCUCGAGAAGUGGGUCGGGCCAGAGGCGCCCAAGUGCCUGACGCUGUCGCAGCGCUUCAACAUCCUGAUCGGGGCGGCGCACGGGUUGGAGUACCUGCACAGCUUUGGCAUCGUGCAUCGCGACAUCAAGCUGGCCAACAUCCUGCUGGACCGCCACAUGCACGCCAAGGUCGCGGACUUCGGCCUCGUGCGCAUGGGCGAGGGCACCUCUGUGUAUACCACUAGAAUUCUUGGGACUCCGGGCUAUGUGGACCCGGCGUAUUCUCGCACGCGGAAAGCUACAACGGCUACUGACGUGUACAGUUUUGGCAUCGUGAUACUAGAGGUCAUCACGGGGAAACGGGCGAUUAUCAACUACAGCAGCAAUCAGCUCAGCAUCAGAGACUGGGCCGAGCAAAUGGUGGCCAACAACACCCCAACCGCUCUCAAAGACCCCAAGCUAGACGCACCAAUCUCAAACGACCUCAUCCUUCGCUUAACCCACCUGGCAAUCAGCUGCACGUUGAUGCCCACGGCCGAUCGGCCCAACAUGAGCGGCAUACACAGCGAGCUCACUGCCAUCAGGGAUGCAUGCUUUGGGGCCGAGGAGAACCGGGCGGCCCACCAGGUAGAUGUGGAGCUGCUGGGCGUGCAGGCGGCGCAGACAGUGCAGAUCGAUGAGCAGAUUGCAAGAAUAGACAUGAUAGGAUCAUCACAACAGCCAGGCUUGGAGUCGCUAUAGUGUCGUGCGAUGUGUGCGCGUGUGGUUUGGUGCGGAGGAGAACCGGGCGGCCCACCAGGUGGAUGUGGAGCUGCUGGGCGUGCAGUCAGCGCAGGCGAUCGGGAUCGAUGACCAGAUAGCAAGAAUAGACAUGAUCCGGUCGUCACAACACCUGGGCGCGGAGUCGCUAUCGUGACUGAGGGGUGUGCGCAGUGGAGUGGAGGAGAGGAGACCUGGGUGGCGCACCAGGUGGAUGUGGAGCUGCUGGGCGUGCAGUCGGCGCAGGUAGUGGGGAUCGACGAACAGAUCGCAAGGAUAGACAUGCGCGGCUCACAACAGCCGGGGACUUCAAUAUAGUCGGGGGUAACAGAGCAGCCAACCAGGUGGAUGUGGAGCUGCUGGGCGUGCAGUCAGCGCAGGCGAUGGAGAUCAACGAGCAGAUUGCAAGAAUAGACACGCUCGGGUCGCAAGAGCCGGGGUCUUCAAUGUAGUCAGGGAUAACAGAGCGGCCCACCAAGUGGAUGUGGAGCUCUUGGGCGUGCGGUCAGCGCAGGCGAUGGCGAUAGACGAGCAGAUUGCACAAAUAGACAUGCUCGGCUCAUCGCAACAUCCAGGCUUGGGGUCACUAUAGUGCUUGUGCAGGCGUGUGCUCUGGAGUGGGAGUGGAGGAGAGCCGUGGUUCACAAGGUGUACGUGGAGCCGCUGGGCGUGCAUCCGAUUUUUUAGGUGCCUCAAAAAUUGAUUGUGUGCGUGUGUGUAUUCUGGAGUGGAGGAAACCCGCGUGGUUCUCAAGGUGGGUGUGGAGCUGCUGGGCGUGCAGCCGGCACAAGCAAUGGCAAUCGCCGAGCAGAUCGCAAGGAUAGACAUCAUCGGGGUGGUCACAACAGCCAGGCCCUUCAAUGCAAUUUUGUUGUUGGGCUUAUCUGCUCCUGUGUGCGGUGUAUUUGUGAGUUGUCCACCAUAUAUAUCAUGUGUUGCUUAUCU